Messenger RNA from Pseudovirgaria hyperparasitica, 4080 nucleotides. Its product is annotated as ABC multidrug transporter SitT. The record is from RefSeq and is a predicted model, not a curated record. Bases 1 to 4080 code for a protein of 1359 amino acids. Gene Ontology annotation, biological process: transmembrane transport. NCBI's taxonomy places the organism in Eukaryota, Fungi, Ascomycota, Dothideomycetes, Acrospermales, Acrospermaceae. Gene Ontology annotation, molecular function: ATP binding; ABC-type transporter activity; ATP hydrolysis activity. The transcript is spliced from 3 exons. Gene Ontology annotation, cellular component: membrane.
AUGAAGGAAAAUAAGAUCACGGCGGGCAUCAAGUCCAUACGGUUUGGAGGAUAUCUCCGCUUACUCACACGUGCCGGCCCUACCACUCUCGACUACCUCCUCCUCCUAGGUGGUGUUGUCUUUGCCAUUGCAGCAGGUGUACCAUUUCCACUGCUCGGCAUCCUCUUCGGCCAGCUUGUUGAUGAUCUCAAUUCUUCCUCGUGUAGUGAUUCGCAGGCUGGAAGCAAUGGCCAGGUCAGCAGCGCCGUCACUCAGAAGGUUCUUUAUGUCGUCUAUGUUACCAUCGCCAACUUUUGCUUCAUUUACAUCCAUACGGGAUGUUGGAGCUGGUUCGGCGAGCGUCUUGUUCGUCGACUGCGAGAUGAGUACUUCCAGAGUCUUCUAAGACAGGAGCUCGCCUUCUUUGAUGAAAGACCUGCCGGGGAUGUGUCUUCACGUCUCACUACCGAUCUAGACACCAUCCAGGCCGGAACGUCAGAAAAGGUCGGCAUUGUGAUAGCGACCGUCUCGUACUUUGUCGCCUCCUACAUUGUCUCCUUCAUCAAAGAUUCAAAGCUGGCUGGAAUACUUGUUUCUCUGGUGCCCGCAUAUUUUCUCAUGACCUUCAUCGGAACACACUUCAUCAAGAAGUAUUCAGGGGCUGUGUCAACAUCCAUCGCCUCCGCCACGUCUAUCGCCUCCGAGAGUUUGUCAAGGAUCUCACUUGUGCAUGCUUUCAACGCAAACUCUCGACUGGAAGCGAACUUCCUAAAGCAUCUCAGUGAUGCCCAGAAGGCUGGAUAUAAAAAAGCUGUUACUGCCGCUACUCAGCUUGCACUGCUCUACUUCAUCGCAUAUUCGACUAACGCCGUUGCAUACUGGCAGGGAAGUCGUACCAUAGCAGCAGAUGUAGACGAGAAUGGUACUUCGUCAUCCGUCGGCGCUGUCUAUACUGUCAUCUUCUUGCUUGUUGAUGCCUCUUUCAUUCUGAGUCAGGUGGCUCCUUUCCUGCAGAUCUUUGGUAGCGCCGUCGCGUCAUCCGAGAGUCUGCACGAAACCAUCAACAGGCCAUCCAAGAUCGACGGCACCAAUCCUGACGGCGGCCAGAGCAUCUCAUCAGUGAAUGGAGACAUCCAAAUACGUGAUGUAGACUUCACCUACGUGUCACGCCCUGGAGUCCAAGUCCUGAAGAAGCUGUCAUUAAAUAUCCCCGCGAACAAGCAUACCGCUAUCGUCGGUCAAUCCGGUAGUGGGAAGUCUACCCUCGCAGCUUUGAUAACUCGGCUUUACGAUCCAGACUCAGGUACGAUCACUCUAGAUGGCAUCGAUCUCAAGCAUCUGAACGUUUCAUCACUCCGUGGCUCCAUUGGUACUGUGCAGCAAGAUCCAUCUCUUUUCGACCGCUCCGUACUCGAAAACAUCGCGUACGGUCUCUUGUGUGCUGCUGAUCGAGACUCACCCAUCAACAAGGCAUUGCUUGACUCUAGCCUUCCAGACUUGGUCAAAGCUGUACAAGAUGGCUCCGACUGGGAUACUGCCAUCAAAGCUAGCACCCCUGUUGUUACUGAAAUCGUACGGAAAGUCAGGGAUGCGGCUGCGGCUGCAGAUGUUCUGCGCUUUGUAGAUGGUCUUCAGCAUGGUCUCGCGACAUCUGUUGGCCAUGUCGGAGGCAGAUUGAGUGGCGGCCAAAAACAAAGGAUCGCUGUUGCUCGCGCUGUCGUUCGAAACCCUCGCAUUCUUCUUUUGGACGAGGCUACAUCAUCACUCGAUUCUCGCAGUGAGCAAUCAAUUUUAAAAGCUCUCGAAAAUGUGUCACAGGGAAGGACCACUAUCGCCAUUGCCCAUCGUAUUUCUACAAUCAAAAAAGCCGAUAACAUCGUUGUCAUGAAACACGGAGAGCUCAUUGAACAAGGCAGCCAUGCCGAGCUCAUGGCAUAUAAUGGCAUCUAUGCGAGCAUGGUUCGUCUUCAGGAAGUUGGAUCUGGUGACGUUGACACAACUUCUGCACGCACAUCCAUGACAACUUUGCGCGCUGACGAGGUCAAUGUGAAGUCUGACGAGGAAGCAAAGUUUGUCGAUAGCAAAGAGGCCGUACCUGAUACCUUAGAAGCAUCGUCACAGGAGGAGGCUCCACUGGAUGAGAAGGUGGCGGAAACCAGCAACAAGAAGCAGAAGAAGGAUAAGAAGAAGAAAGAGAAGACGAUCCUUCCCCUUGGUGCUACUCUUCGUGGGGUGGGACGACUCGUGCGGCCCCAUCUACUCUGGGCAUUUAUCGGCUUUACAGGUUCCAUCAUUGUUGGAGGCUCAUACUCUGGUGAAGCUGUAAUCUUUGGACACACUAUAUCGGCGUUAAGUCCGUGCCAAGAUGGUAACACUAUCAGAAGUCGUGGUAGCUUUUUCGCUCUCCUAUUUUUCGUCCUUGCUGUUGUCGAAUUCUUCGCCAAUUUGGUCAGUGGAUCAUUAUUCGGAAUGGUAUCGGAGCAGGUCCUUCUCAAGGCUCGGCAAGCAUCGUUCCAUACGGUUUUGAGGAAAGACAUCACAUGGCACACUACCAAUGACCGAAACUCUGCAACGCUCCUUGCAUACAUCACGACCGACACCAAUGCCGUUGCAGCUUUGACAGGAACAACGUUGGGUGUCUUAUUUGCAGUCACCAUCAACUUUGUUGCAGGAAUCAUUCUCUCCAAUAUCAUAGCCUGGAGGAUUAGUCUAGUACUCAUGGCUUGUAUACCUGUUCUCUUAGGAUCCGGGAUAAUGCGCAUUCGUGUGCUGGCUCAGUUCCAAGAGCGCCAUCAGAAGGCCUUUGCACAAGCUACCUCAAUCACUGUCGAGGCGGUGAACUCAAUCAGAACGAUUUCGCUGUACUCUUUGGAGAAGGUGACUCAUGGAGUCUAUCGAAGGUCGCUCUCAGAGCCAUACAAAGCUACCGUCAAGUCUAUCGCCUACAGUAACGUCUGGCUUUCUACUGCGUACAGCGUUAGCAACCUGGUCUACGCACUUGGGUAUUGGUGGGGCACCAAGAACAUCGUUGAGGGUCGCUACUCGCAAACUCAGUUCUUCAUCGUCCUCCCAGCUUUGUUAUUCAGCGCACAGUCUUGUGGUCAACUAUUCGCUUUGGCUCCUGACUUUGCUCGCUCCCGAGUCGGCGCAGCACGAAUACUUGACCUCAUCGGCCUAGGCAAUAAAAAGAUCAAUGGCCCCCUCGACCCCGCGGUCGACCCUCACUGCUACUCUCAUUCAAAGAACUCAGGCGAUACUGAAAAGACUCCAGGCGCAUCAUCAUCCGACCAUACACCUUCCACACAGAGCGGCGUGGGCAUCAAGAUUCAAGACGCUGUCUUUGCAUACCCUAACCGCCCUGACUCCAUCAUUCUCAAGGGUCUCUGCCUCGACAUCAAACCCGGCCAAUUCUGUGCCCUUGUAGGCCCCUCAGGCGCUGGAAAGUCCACCAUAAUAUCACUCAUUGAGCGCUUCUAUGACCCAUCUUCUGGGACUGUAGAAGUGGACGGGCGGAAUCUUGCCCUGCAGCAUGGUACGGACUUUCGCAACGAUAUCGCCAUAGUACCUCAAGAAAGUGUACUGUUUGAAGGGAGCGUCAGGUUCAAUCUGAGUAUCGGCGCAAGCCCAGGUCACGAGGCGAGUGACGAGGAGAUCGAAGCUGCGUGCAGGUUGGCGAAUAUUCAUGAUACCAUUGCAGCGUUACCAGAUGGCUACGACACACGCUGUGGGCCCAAUGGUACGGCUUUUUCAGGUGGUCAAAAGCAACGCCUCUCCAUCGCGCGUGCUCUGGUCCGUAAGCCCAGACUACUACUACUUGAUGAAGGUACGAGUGCGCUGGAUGCGGAGAGCGAAAAACUGGUGCAGGACGCUCUGGAGAGGGCGGCGCGGGGCAUCACGGUAGUUGCGAUUGCGCAUCGUCUGCGCACAAUUGAGCGUGCGGAUCGGAUCUUUGUGAUCGAGGAGGGUGUUUGCACAGCAAGUGGGACACACAGAGAAUUAUUGGAGAGCAGUGAGACGUACAAGGUGAAUGCCUUGCAUCAGACACUGGAUAGAAAGGAGGAUGCAGACGAUACACCUGCUCAAGGGCCGUCAAGCACGUAA